AUGUUGCCAAUUCGCAAGUUGCGGCUCAUUCGACGAGACCCGACCACACAUCCCAAAUUUGAUGAUGCCGAAAUUCUCGCGAGAGGUGACAAUCGUGUGAGCCGCGAGUUGUUUCAAUGGGCCUCCAUUAUAUUCCCAAGUGCAAUGACCCUCCGACCCGUAUUCGUUGCUGAAUAUGGUCUGGUCUAUGUUGACGGCCACAGCGUGUGA
This is a messenger RNA of Dibothriocephalus latus, 210 nucleotides long. The record is from the annotation of a GenBank genome assembly. NCBI's taxonomy places the organism in Eukaryota, Metazoa, Platyhelminthes, Cestoda, Diphyllobothriidea, Diphyllobothriidae.